Rhododendron vialii is the source of this 773-nucleotide messenger RNA. Its product is annotated as lysM domain receptor-like kinase 4. The transcript has a single exon. NCBI's taxonomy places the organism in Eukaryota, Viridiplantae, Streptophyta, Magnoliopsida, Ericales, Ericaceae. Bases 92 to 580 code for a protein of 162 amino acids. The record is from RefSeq and is a predicted model, not a curated record.
AUGAUUGCACACUCAAUGACUCAACUAAGAUUUCCAAUUUCACAAAGAAAUAAGAAACAAGCUAGCAUCAUCUUGUGUGUUCUCUCUCAAAAUGGAUGUUCCACCCUUGCUCAUCUUCUCUCUCUUCUUCUUCUUCUUCCUCAUCUCUCCUCCUUGUUUGAUCCACGCCCAGCAGCCUUACGUCGGGAAGGCCACUACCGCAUGUGGCACCACAGGAAACUCAAAUACCGUUGUUGGAUACACCUGCAACGGCCUAAACACCGCUUACCAAGCCUAUAUCACAUUCAGAUCCCAAUCUCCCUACAACACUGUCUCCUCCAUUUCUCAGCUGUUGAAUUCAGACCCAUCACGAGUCUCUCGAAUCAAUUCAGUUCCCGAUUAUUCGUCCAUAAUAGCGCUGGCCCCUUCACCAGAGCCGCCUCCCAGUCCCGCUUCUGAACCCUCAUCCAAUACUCCAUGGGUAUAUGCUGUCGUAGGAGUUAUUGGAGGUGUUGGUGUUUUGUUGGUCAUUGGGAGUAUUGCUUUCUGGCUAUUUAUUCGUGGAAGAAAUAUCAGAAGGGAGGGUUUUCAGGUAAUUUAAGAGAUCAGGGGGCAAGAGGAUUGAGGAAGAAGAAUCCACGGUGUAGGACAAGAUGUCAAGGUUUCAAAAUGUGGAAACUUUAUUUAGGAAUAAAUUUUACUUUUGUGUCACUUGUUUCGGCAAUGUUUUUAGGGUUUGAGCCUACAUGUAGCCCACGUGCAUAUGAUAUUCAAUCGUCGAUAAUAUUCUCAGA